UGACAAGCACACGAGCAGCAAAACACCAACGGGCCGGGGCCCCCGCGUCGCUCUCGCGUUCCACUCGCACGCACGCAGAUCACGAACAAAAGAGCUCCUGAACGAAGCCCGCCGCCGCACGAUGGCACAUGGAGCAGCAGCAUCAGGCGGCGCCGCCUCCGCCUCCGCCGCUGCGCGGGCGAGCAGAGGCGCGCCGGGGACGUGGAGGCGGGUGCGGAGGGCGGCGCGGGAGGCGGCGGCGCACGCGCUGCUGCUCUGCUUCACCACCCUCCUCGCCCUCAAGCUCGACGGCGUUUUCGUCUCCCGCUCCUGGUGGGUGUUUUUCAUUCCUCUGUGGUUAUUCCAUGCUGCCGUUGUUCGGUAUAGAUUCUCAUUGCCUGCUCCUUUGUUGCUUCAAAAUUACCAGGUGUGUCCGUUAGCUUUGCUCCAAAUUCAUUCUUCCAUUCUGAAGUUGAAAUGUCUGGCAGCAAGUAAAUUAGACUAUUCAACUUUACAGCGGAUUCCAUGCCAUUCCAUUGUUGCCACACCCUUGCUAGUUGCUUUUGAACUUCUUCUCUGUAUCUACCUUGAAGGCCAGGGUGAACCUUUUCUAGAUUUAAAGCUUGUUUUCCUUCCACUCCUGGCCUUGGAAAUUAUUACGUUAGUUGACAAUUUCAGGAUGUUUGGUGCUCUAAUGCCUGGACAUGGGGAAACAAUCACCGAUGAAGAGAUAUGGGAUAGGCUUCCUCACUUCUGGGUUGCAAUUUCCAUGGUGUUUCUACUAGCAGCUACUUCACUCAUGCUUCUCAAGCUAUGCGGUGAUGCAGUUACUCUGGGGUGGUGGGAUUUAUUCAUUAACUUUGGGAUUUCCCAGUGCUUUGCUUUUCUUGUCUGCAUAAGGUGGUCCAAUCCAAUGGAUAUUGGUGGCCCUGUACUGAUAAUUCCUAUCGUAAUUUCUCAAGUUCUCCUAUGUAUGCGCUUAGAGGGUACUCCAUCUUAUGCACGGUUUAUCCCAGUUCGAGCUAUUUUCUCACCUAUACUUUUGCUCCAAGUGGUUGCUGUACUGUUUGCCAUUUGGAGAUUCUUUGAAAGGCUUGUCAUUAAAUUACAAGAUGGAAUUGUUAGUGAAGGAUAUAUUUCUGUCUCAUCAAAGAUUAAUGAGUUGUUUAUGAUGGUACAAUAUGGUUCAAGGCUUAUUACGUGGUCUAUUGACGAAGAUAGCAAAGAGGAACAAGCACAUUUAUGCUAUACAAAUAACAUUGGGUAUAGUACAUUUUGCAGUUAUCCCCCCGAGAUGGUAAAAGAGAUGCCGAAAAAAGUUCUUGUCAAAGAGGUUAUUUUUUUUAAUAUUCUCUGCACUAGCUUAUUUGUUUGCAUGGAGCUAAUUUGUCAUGUAUACUUUCAGAUACAAAGACUUCAGGUAGCAUUGGGAGAGCAAAGCAAAAUGGCAAUGCUUAGCCAACAGCAGUGUGAGAGGCUAAAGAAUGAACGGAUCUUAUGUCGAAUUUGCUUUGAGAGGGACAUCUGCAUUGUUCUGCUUCCAUGCCGCCAUCAUGUUCUAUGCGAACCUUGCUCUGACAAGUGCCAGUCCUGCCCGAUUUGUCGAGUGCCUAUUGAGAGCAAGUCAUCCGUUAAUGAUGCAGUGAAUUCAGACGAUCCAUUAAGUGACAUCGUCUAGAAGUCCACAUGUUUUGACCCUAGGAUUAGAACAUCAACUUCUGGUGUCAGCAGCAACACACUGAUUGGCAGCAUAGGAAGACAAACUAUUCUGGCUUUGAAGUUGAAAAGAAAGCUAGAAUAAGUUUGGGCUCAGAAUGGAGGACAUGAAGAUCAAGAGCCGUACCGCGUGCGCAAUCCCUCUUCUCGAGUGACAGUAUUACAGAAAGAAAGUGCGAGCGGUUGAUUCUCUCUCACCCAUAUAUGGUGCCAGCACGAAUAUCCACUUGAACCACUGAAUUUCCUGGCAAAGGCUGGCAGACGUGUUGCACCUGGACAGUUUUUGAGGAAGUUGUGGUUCUUAACAUCUUAACAGCUGACAGGGGUCGCUUCAGGUUGUUUGAACUGUUGUUUUCAGAGUCCAGACUAUAACUCUCACUUCAUCAGUUCAGACGAGUUUAUCAGCUGUUUGCAGCAAA
Aegilops tauschii subsp. strangulata is the source of this 2114-nucleotide messenger RNA. RefSeq lists its product as uncharacterized. Lineage: Eukaryota; Viridiplantae; Streptophyta; Magnoliopsida; Poales; Poaceae. The record is from RefSeq and is a predicted model, not a curated record.